AGCGCUCGCACUGAAUGGAACCCGGGAGUUCACGAGGGGAAUGUGUUUAACAUAGCGGCUAACUGGAAAACAUCUUCUUACAACUGCUGUAAGGACUCACAUUCAGCGAGUGGAACAGGUUGCUGGACAUGGAUACUGAGGGCUUUGGGGAACUUCUGCAGCAAGCAGAACAGCUUGCAGCAGAGACAGAGGCAGUUUCUGAGUUGCCCCAUGUCGAGCGAAACUUACAGGAGAUCCAGCAGGCGGGAGAGCGACUACGUUCCCGCACUCUCACUAGAACCUCUCAAGACACAGCUGAUGUAAAAGCCUCCAUCCUCUUGGGCUCUCGGGGUCUUGACAUCUUCCAUAUCUCUCAACGUCUGGAAAGCCUCAGUGCAGCCACUACAUUUGAGCCUCUUGAGCCAGUCAAAGACACUGAUAUUCAGGGCUUUCUGAAGAACGAGAGAGACAAUGCACUGCUGUCUGCCAUCGAGGAGUCACGCUGCAGGACAUUUCUGUUGGCAGAGGAGUACCACAGAGAUUCUAUGUUGGUGCAGUGGGAGCAGGUGAAACAGAGGGUGUUGCACACCCUGCUGGGAGCUGGGGAAGAUGCACUGGACUUCAGCCAGGAUGUGGAGCUCAGCUUUGUGAGUGAGGUCAGAGUUCCAGGACGGAGCGCGCUGGACAGUGUGGAAGUUGCCUAUAGCAGACAGAUCUACAUCUUCAAUGAGAAGAUAGUAAAUGGGCAUAUUCAGCCCAAUCUGGGAGAUCUCUUUGCCUCAGUGGCUAACAGCCUGGAUGAUAAGAAUGUGUCAGACAUGUGGCUCAUGGUGAAGCAGAUGACAGAUGUUCUCUUGGUUCCUGCAAAAGACACACUGAAGAGUCGAGUGUCUGUGGACAUGCAGAUGGCUUUUGUCAGACAAGCCCUGCAGUUCUUGGAGAACAGCUAUAAAAAUUACACUAUGGUGACCGUGUUUGGGAACCUGCACCAGGCUCAGUUGGGCGGCAUACCUGGCACUUAUCAGCUGGUAUGCAGCUUUCUGAACAUCAAGCUGACGACCCCACUGCCAGGCAUGCAGGAUGGCGAGGUGGAGGGACAUCCAGUGUGGGCACUGAUCUAUUUCUGCCUGCGCUGUGGAGAUCUCCCUGCUGCUAUGCAAGUGGUGAACAGGGCACAGCAUCAGCUGGGUGACUUUAAGAUCUGGUUUCAGGAAUACAUGAACAGCCCCGACCGACGUCUGUCUCCAGCUACAGAGAAUAAACUGCGGCUUCAUUACCGUCGUGUGCUGAGGAACAGCGCAGACCCUUACAAGCGCGCCGUCUACUGCCUCAUCGGCAAAUGCGACAUUGCUGACAACCAUGGAGAGGUAGCUGAUAAGACGGAAGACUACUUGUGGCUCAAGCUAAAUCAAGUGUGUUUUGAUGAGGAUGGCAGCAGUUCUCCUCAGGACAGAAUGACAUUGGCCCAGUUUCAAAAGCAACUACUGGAGGACUACGGUGAAUCUCAUUUUUCGGCUAGCCACCAGCCCUUCCUUUACUUCCAGGUGCUUUUCCUGACUGCGCAGUUCGAGGCGGCCAUAGCGUUCCUCUUCCGAGUGGAACGUCUGCGCAGCCACGCCGUCCAUGUAGCUUUGGUUCUAUAUGAACUCAGACUGCUACUCAAAUCAUCGGGCCAGAGUGCACAACUUUUGAGUCAGGAGGCAGGAGAUCCUCCAAUGGUGCGACGGCUAAACUUCAUCAGGCUGCUUAUGCUCUACACCCGAAAGUUUGAGUCCACUGACCCUCGAGAGGCCCUGCAGUACUUCUACUUCCUGCGGAAUGAGAAGGACAGCCAAGGAGAAAACAUGUUUAUGCGCUGUGUCAGCGAGCUGGUCAUCGAGAGUCGGGAGUUUGAUAUGCUUCUUGGAAGACUUGAAAAAGAUGGCAGCAGAAAGCCCGGCGUGAUUGACAAGUUCGCUGGAGACACACAGGCCAUCAUCACUAAAGUAGCCUUGGAGGCUGAGAACAAGGGGUUGUUUGAGGAGGCUGUUAAACUGUAUGAGUUAGCCAAGAACCCUGAUAAAGUUCUGGAGCUGAUUAACAGAUUGUUGAGUCCAGUAAUUGCUCAAGUCAGCGAACCCCAGUCUAACAAAGAGCGACUCAAGAACAUGGCGGUGGCUAUUGCUGAACGAUACCGUGCUAAUGGUAUAGCUGGGGAAAAGUCUGUAGAUAGCACCUUCUACCUGCUUCUGGACCUAAUGACGUUCUUUGAUGAGUACCACGCUGGCCACAUUGAUCGAGCCUAUGAUGUGAUUGAGAGACUGAAGCUGGUUCCUUUAAGUCAGGACAGUGUUGAGGAGCGGGUUGCUGCCUUUAGAAAUUUUAGCGAUGAAGUCCGACAUAAUUUGUCUGAGGUUCUUCUCGCCACAAUGAAUAUUCUGUUCACGCAGUACAAGCGUCUAAAGGGGGCUACAGCAGGCACACCAGGAAGACCACAGCGUACCCUAGAUGACCGAGACACACUUCUGCGCUGUCAGGCUCGGGCACUGAUCACGUUUGCUGGGAUGAUUCCGUAUCGGAUGGCUGGAGAUACCAAUGCCAGGCUUGUUCAGAUGGAGGUUCUAAUGAACUGAGACCCACCUACCCUACCUAUCCUGUCUUGUCCAGCAACUCUUUCAUUAUCCUCAUUUCACCAUCAUUUGGUGUUGAUUUAUUUGUAUUUUUUUCUUCUUUUUUUAAAUAAUAAAAGAGAAAUUUUCA
This is a messenger RNA of Xyrauchen texanus (razorback sucker), 2718 nucleotides long. Its product is annotated as nuclear pore complex protein Nup93-like. The record is from RefSeq and is a predicted model, not a curated record. Gene Ontology annotation, biological process: poly(A)+ mRNA export from nucleus; protein import into nucleus. Gene Ontology annotation, cellular component: nuclear pore. Bases 129 to 2591 code for a protein of 820 amino acids. NCBI's taxonomy places the organism in Eukaryota, Metazoa, Chordata, Actinopteri, Cypriniformes, Catostomidae. Gene Ontology annotation, molecular function: structural constituent of nuclear pore. The transcript is spliced from 22 exons.